Messenger RNA from Nymphaea colorata (pocket water lily), 1217 nucleotides. RefSeq lists its product as uncharacterized. Lineage: Eukaryota; Viridiplantae; Streptophyta; Magnoliopsida; Nymphaeales; Nymphaeaceae. The transcript has 5 exons. The record is from RefSeq and is a predicted model, not a curated record. The coding region runs from base 13 to 1092 and encodes 359 amino acids.
CGUUUGCGGGCGAUGAUUUUCCUUCCCGCAUAUAGGGGUAUUGUUGUAAUUCUCUUUGGCGGCAAACGUCUCCUCCUCGGGUCGAGGGAAUGGACGGGAGAUCAAGCGGAUGGCAGUGGGUUGGCCGCCGCGCCGGUUUUUGCUCGCCGGAAGACCCAUCUGGUGGCCGCCGAAUGUAGGGUGAGUCGGGUUCCAGCGAUGGAUCCAGACAAGCGGCGGAAGAGGAGCCUCCUGUUCCGACUCUGCGGAUGGUGGCUGACCUUCGUCCUCGCCCUUGUCGUUUCCUCCUCCUUUGCGGUUGCCGGCGGCCUCAUCGCCCUCAUCCUGCAGAGUCCUUCGGCCCCCCUUCCGAUCGCCGUCGACUCUCGCUGCAGGAUACUAUCGAGUAACAUUGAUCUUAGGUCUGCAAAAGUCUGUGACCUUGGAUUCUUCAAUCACAAAUCCAAAAGCGCAUUGAGCAAUGUAGAAAGACACAAAUUCAGAUGCCAUUAUGAUUAUUAUUGGGCUUCAAUCUUUAAGGUUGAGUACAGACAACAUCCUUCUGGACAGAUGCUCCAUGCAUUUGCAGAGGUUCCAAAGGAGGCCCUUCCACUUGACUGCCGACCCAGCUUCAGCUCUGCAUGGUUGACAAAAGACAAGUUCAAGGUGAAUGAAACGUACAACUGCAAGUACGUUCCUGGGAUGUCUAAAGUUGAUAUUUACACAGAUGACCUUUUCAAUUGCCACUCUGAGGUGCCAUCACCACUUGAGAUGGUGGGAAGAUUCGCUCUUCUUUUUUCUCAAGUGACGGAAAUGUUCUUUUCCAAGAGCGGGAGGUUGGGGCAUAUGUUCCUGUAUCUGGAUGCUGCAGUGGUUUUUGGCAUCCCUUCUCUUCUGCUAUUGUUCCAGUUGCUCAAGAUAUUUGCUUCUGCAAUUUUCGUGCUAAGAAAGAAACCUUUGAUUAACACCUUAUUCAUCAGUAUCUACAGAGUGAGCCUUGUUCGUGCUUGCUUCUUUGUAGCAUCCUUAACUUUUAUGGGUUGGUUAAGUAUACAAUAUGGGAGACCUUUUCAUCUCUCUAAAUUUUUUGUGAGCUUUUCAGUAAGAAGAUAAGGUUUUAAGACGGAGACAGGUUUAGUUUUACCUCUUAGUCAUCAUUGUAUGGAAAUGUGACGCGUGUAUUGGUUGCAUGUUGUACAAUGGCUGUCUACUUAGAUUUAAAAUUCAUUCCUUUUUCU